AAAACCUCAAGGCCAAAUGAGGCCUAGUGAAAGCAGCGGUGCUUUAAGUAGGGCGGGGAAAGAGCCCUUGUAAGGACCCCAUCCCGGUGGUUUCUCCAGCCACAUCAGAUUGGCCGGCCAGACAGGAAGGAGGCUGGUGGCCAUGCUGGUAAGAUCUCCCAGCCAUAGAAGAAGGGUUGGGUGGCUGGAGCCGGCUGCUGCAUUCCCCACCUGGACAGCUGCUUCUGCCUUGGAUCAGCACUUCUAUUUUUCCUCCCUCCCCACACAGGCUCACAAACGGCACCCCAGCUAACAAGAUGGCUACAUGCAGUGACGAAAGCCAUGCGUGCCUUACUUCAUGUUCUGAAGCUCCAGUAACAGAAGUUCCAGCAACGGAACGUUCACGGGAUUCUUCCUCCUGUCUCAGGGUUUCGGAGUGGCCACUGAAGCGUUAUGGCCGAUUCAUGCCUGGAGCUUUGGCCACUGCCUCAGGCUCCUGGAAGGUUCUGGAGUCAGAUGAAGAAUCUGGUGUUCUUGUUCUCACUAUAGUUAUUUCAGGCCACUUCUUCAUUUCCAGAGGAAAAAAAGUACUGGAAGGUUUUUCAUUAAUUGAUGCUUCUAAGUGGUUGAAAAUAGUAAGAAAUGCAGAUUGCAUGCUGUUUGGUUCAAAGAUAAAGAACAAACAUCGUAUGUUUCGUGUUCAAUUUGCGGGAGAUUCUAAAACACAGAAAGAGGAACACUGCUAUAGCUGUGUGCAGAAACUUGAUGAGUAUGUACCUGUUCAAGUAAUGGAUGCAGCAAGACUGGAAUUGCAACAAAGUCACAGCCAGCCACUUGAAGAUGAAGAUCAAGUGAAAGAUGCUGAACAAAAUCAGCCAGUACAACACACUGUUCGUCCAGCUCAAGAAAGAGUAAUUGUGGCAAAACUAGCACAGGAUUUACUGAAGACAAAUUUUGCACUUCCCCUGGCAUAUCAGCAAUCUGCAUGGAGUGCUGAAGAUUUAGGCAGUUUUAUCCGUUUGUGUCUCUUGGAUCAGAACUUUCCAGCCUUUGUAGAAGAAGUGGAAAAGCAGCUGAAAAAAAUGACAGAAGGUUAAGAAAUAAUUAUUAGUACUAGAAAUAUAGUAUUAAAAACAGUACUUAAAAACAUACUCACGUUUCUCUUCGGAUCGUAUAAAUCGUCAGACGUAUUAAGAAUAAGUAACUCGAGCAUGAUGAUAUAGUUGAGAAGCAGACCUACAACCAGACUUCAUUUAAGAGACAUUUUCAUAAAAAGCAAAAGAGAUAAAGAGAUGAGCAGCAAAAAACCCCCACUCUUCUCCCCACAUGCAGUUAAUUUCACAGUGUGUUUUUCUCCUCGAUAGGUCUAACAUUUAAAGUUUUUUGUGGGGUGGGAAAAAAGCACUUGGAGAGGUCUGUGGGUAAACGAGAUGGGUCCUGUGCUCCUUACCUGCCUAUUUCUACCUGAUUGGGACAGGCCCACAUUUAAGCAUACAGAACUACUGCUCUUCAGUCUCAUUACUUUCUAUGUAUGUUAACAAAAGUUUCAAAAUAUUACCUGUGCUUUAAAUGAAUAGUGGAACCCCUAGACAUUGUGUUGUAUGUUAGUGUUUAUGUUUAUUAAACUGUAUUUUAUAAACCA
Sphaerodactylus townsendi is the source of this 1621-nucleotide messenger RNA. RefSeq names its product REC114 meiotic recombination protein (gene REC114). The coding region runs from base 297 to 1076 and encodes 259 amino acids. Lineage: Eukaryota; Metazoa; Chordata; Lepidosauria; Squamata; Sphaerodactylidae. The transcript has 7 exons. The record is from RefSeq and is a predicted model, not a curated record.